AACACAAAUACAAAAAAGCCUAAACAGCUUUUGGCAGUCACUGGGUCUUACUCAGUAGAGGACCUUCAUGCACAGAGUUGCAAGCUGCUGGAAGGAUCUAUUACAUUGAAAAAAUUAGGAGAAGGCACAGUGUGACCAGACUGCUGCCUGAAAGGGAACAGAGCUGAGAGCACUGAGGACUGUGAGCAGAGCCUUCUGAAUCAGCAGAGCUCAAGAGGAAACCAACAUGUGGAAGAAGUCAAAGGUGACCGAACCAACUGCCGAGGGGCAGGCGGGCAUUAGGAGGAGGUCGAAAGUGCCCGGUGUCAUGAUAACACAGUUUAAAGAGGAACUUCCAGAGGGAAUGUCAACUCCAGAUUUCACCCGAAAACCCAUCGCUCUGACGAUUCAAGAGGGUAAAUAUGCAGUCUUUAAAGCCAAAGUUGUGGGCACCCCAACACCUAGUGUAUCAUGGAGAAGAGCAAAUGGAGAAAUACAUUAUCACCCAGACGUGUGCCAGCAAAAGUAUGAUGAGACAACUCAAGAACAUACCAUUGAGUUUCCAAAGGUCGCUGCAGAGGAUUCUGACACCUAUAAGUGUUUUGCAACAAAUGAACAUGGAAGAGCUGUUUGCACUGUUGUCUUGAAUGUUUUCGAGGUUGGAUUCUCCAAGGCCAAACUUCAAAAAAAGAUGCUUGUAGAUGAUCCAACAGAGUUAAGAAAGAAACUCAAAAAACGUAACCCUGAUGGAACGCGUGAGGAAAAGCCGAUGGAGCUGGAGGAGAAGAUCUGGGAAAUUCUCCUUAGUGCAGACAAGAAAGACUACGAGCGUAUCUGUGCUGAAUACGGUAUCACAGACUUCCGCGGCAUGCUGAAGAAACUCAGUGAACUUAAAAAAGAGAGAGAGGAGGAGAUUGCAGAGUUUGUUUCACAUAUCACUAAACUGAAACAUAUUGAGGUCAGCGAUGACGACUGUGCAACAAUUGAAUUGGACAUGGACCUCAAGGACCCCAACAGCAAACUGUUUCUAUAUAAGGAUGGUGUCAUGGUUCCAUUCAGCAAAGAAGAAAGUGAAGAACUGAAGCAUAGUUUGAAACAGGUCGGCAAGAAAUACAUCUUUAAAAUUAAAAAACUAGGUUCAGAAGAUGCUGGACUCUACUCAGUGGAUGUUGGGGGCGUCAACGUUUUCGCCACAGAUUUUAAAGUACCUGAGGUUGACUUUGCUGUCAAAAUACAAGAGGUUAAAGCAACAGAACGAGAGGACGCCCUCUUUCAAUGUGUCCUGACUGCACCCAUGAACGAGGUCAAAUGGUAUGGCAAAAGUGCUCCACUGACAAAUAGUGAGAAAUAUGAAAUCACUGUAUCUGAAGACAAGCUUAUCCACAAGCUGAUUGUGCGCGACUGUCUGCCUUUGGACGGUGGUAUCUAUGCUGCUGUGGCAGGAAUCAAAUCCUGCAAUACCUGGCUUGUAGUUGAAGCUGACAAAGAUCCAAAGGGCAAGAAGGGAACUCGCAAAACUACUAUGGCUGGAGGUGGUAAUGAUGAAGAGCUCAUCAGAAUAGCUAAGGAACAGCAGGAAAAAUAUCAGAAAGAGAUGGAAGAAAAAAUGAAGAAGGCACAAGCAGAAAGAGAAGCUGAAGAAGCAGCUGCCCAAGCAGAGGCAGAGGCAAAAAAAAAGGCAGCGGAUAAAGCCAAAGCUGAGGCCAAGGCUGCAGCUAAGGCCGCUGCAAAGGCAAAGAAGGCAGCAGCUGCCAAGAAAGGCGGUGAAGGCUCUGCUGCUGGUGGUGCCGGAGGCGCUGCUGGUGUUGCUGGUGGUGCCGAAGGCGCUGCUGGUGUUGCUGGUGGUGCCGGAGGUGCUGCUGGUGGUGCCGGAGGUGCUGUUGGUGGUGCCGGAGGUGCUGCUGGUGGUGCCGGAGGUGCUGGAGGUGCCGGCGGAGUAGGGGGUGAUGGAACUGUUGGUGGCCAAGUUGCAGGUGCUGGAGUUGGUGGUGGUGCAGGAAGUGGAGCUGGAGGCGAAGGUUUGGGAGAAGAUUUUGAGGGAGAAGACGACUAUGAUUCAUUUGAAGAUUCUGAUGAAGACAUUGAGGGAGGAGGAGAAGUUGGUGGAGAGGGAGGACAAGGAGGAGAAGGAGGAGAAGGAGGAGAAGGAGGAGAGGGAGGAGAAGGAGGGAAAAGGAGGAAACGUGUGAGAGAUGGUCCACUUGUUGAAGAGAAAGCAAUAGGAGAUAAUAAUGAUGAGGAAACCAGAGAUCAACAAGGUGAAAAAUCUGGGAAAAAAGGAAAACGUCCAAAAAAGAAAAAUGUUGAGGUUGAAGAAGCUGUUGUUGACCCAGGAGUUCACUUUCAUGCUGGGCUUUCUGACUGCAAAGCCAAUAUUGGAGAAGCAGCAGAGCUGGAGUGCAAAGUGAACAAGGAAGACUGUGUGGGUAUCUGGUACAAAGAUGGAGAGGAGAUUAAAUCCUCUGAGGGUAUAACCAUUUCAAAAGAAGGCACUUUCCACAAGCUGAAAAUUCACAAAGUUACAGAGGAAUUUGCUGGAAAAUACAAAUUUGAAGCAGAUGGACGGAAGACAGAGGCUGUGAUUGCUGUUGAAGAUCCACCCAGAUUUGAUGCUGAAGAACUGCAGGCUUUUAAAACCCCUGUGACUGUGAAAAAAGGACACAGAGCUACCUUCAAAAUACCUUUUGUUGGAAGAGAACCUAUGAAGAUUCAGUGGUACCUUGACGGUGAAGAGCUCUCAGAUGGAACAAAUAUCAAGAUAGAGCACUCAGAGAGUUCCAGCUGUCUGAUUCUAAACAAGCUGCAGCGCAAGGACAGUGGCGAAAUCAAGAUGAAACUCAAAAAUGAGUUUGGGACCACUGAGGCCCUCAGCCAGCUUGUUGUACUGGAUAAACCCACUCCUCCAAUGGGACCUCUGGAGAUUGUUGAAGCCUGCUCCUCAGUAAUUGAAUUUAAGUGGAGGGCCCCAAAAGACAGCGGUGGCUGUAAAAUUGCCAACUACAUCCUUGAAAGACAACAAAUUGGCCGCAACACCUGGAAGAAAGUGGGGCCAAUUGGUCCAGAGGCCACAUACAAGGAUUCUGAUGUAGACCACGGUAAGAGGUACUGCUAUCGCAUCAGAGUGGAGACUGAAAUGGGCACCAGUGAGCUGAUGGAAACAGAGGACAUUCAGGCUGGUACAAAAGCAUAUCCCGGACCUCCAUCGGCACCAAAGGUUGUCAGUGCCUUCAAGGACUGCAUCACCCUCACUUGGUCUCCACCGGCAAAUACUGGAGGAACCAGUAUUCUGGGAUUCAACCUUGAGAAACGCAAGAAAGGCAGCAACUUGUGGGGUCCAGUCAACCCACCUGAACAAAUGAUCAGAGGUGUAGGUAAAGGAUUUCCAGUUAAAGAUGUGACUGAAGGCAUGGAGUACGAAUUCCGUGUGUCAGCAAUUAAUGAUUCUGGAGCGGGUGAAUUCAGUACACCAUCUGAGUUUGUGUUUGCCAGAGACCCUAAAAAGCCUCCUGGUAAAGUCUUAGACUUUAAAGUGACAGAUUCCACCUACACCACUCUGUCCCUGUCUUGGACCAAACCCAAGGACAUUAAGGAGGUUGAGGAUGAAGCCAAAGGAUACUAUGUGGAGGUCAGGCCUGCAGAAAACACAGAAUGGGAUCGCUGCAAUUCGAAUUUGAUAACCAUGACUACCUAUACAGUGAAAGGUUUGAAGUCAAUGGCCAUGUACUGGGUGAGAGUGAUUGCUACUAAUGAUGGAGGAGAGGGACAGUCACAGGAACUGGAUAAUUACAUCCUUGCUAUGCCCCCUCCGGUGAGACCACGAUUCACUGAUGCCAAAAUCAAGAGUUUCAUGGUGGUGAGAGCAGGAAAUUCUGCACGAUUCAACAUUAACUUUGAGGCUUCUCCUUGGCCUGAUAUCAUCUGGCAGAAAGAUGGAUCACCUGUGUCUAAAAAGGUGACCAUCAGCAACACAGAGACCGGGUCCCAGCUUCUGAUUCCUUCCGCUGACCGUGUAGAUACUGGAAUCUAUACAAUUACUGUCAAGAACGUUGUUGGCCAAGAGGCCUUCAGCAUUGAAAUCAGAGUCACAGAUGAGCCUAAGCCACCUGGUCCUGUGGAUAUCGAUGAAAACGUCCCUGGCACAGUGACCAUUUCAUGGACCCCAUCUCCAGAUGAGAAACGUGAUGACAGGCUGCACUACAUGGUGACUAAGCGUGAUUCAAGUAAAAGACAAUGGCACACCGUUGCAGAUCGCAUCUUCAACAAUAAAUUCACAGCCUGCAACAUAAUGCCAGGAAGAGAAUACCAGUUCAGAGUCUACGCAAAGAAUGACAUGGGUUCCUCCAAACCCUCUGAAUCAACAAAAUGGUUGAUUACUAACAAAAAAGAAAAGUUCAUUUUGAACAUGCCAGAACAAAAGGGCUGUAAUUUCCAGUGUCCUCCCAAGUUCAUUCUCCCAUUGAAAAUGCACACUGCUCCUCAAGGGUAUGAGUGUUACAUGAGCUGUGCUGUAAAAGGUGACCCAACACCUCAUGUGACAUGGUACUGCGACAAUAUUAGCCUGAAUACCAACACUAAUUACUUAAUAUCCAACACCUGUGGAGUGUGUUCUCUGCUCAUAUUGAGGGUUGGACCUAAAGACACCGGGGAGUUCAAGAUUGUUGCAGAAAACUCAAUGGGGAGGGCAGAGUGCACCACGAAAGUGGCAGUCAGAGAAUAAACACAGAAGAUAUAAAAAUUGCUUAGAAAAUCAUAGCAGAGGUCCUUGGAAAUUUACAUACUGCAUCUUUAGAGUUAAGCAACCCCUGUAAAAUGUAGAAAUACUAGUUAACGUUGCCUAUGAUCAUAAUGAUUAGCUAAGCAUUUAUUCAAAGUUAAAGUCACAAUAAGGUGUUAGGCAUGCACAUAUUGCUGACAUAAAAGCCCCAAACUUGUUUUUGUUUCUUUUGAUUUCAAAUGUGCAAUCUCAAUAAAACUGAAGCUUCAAAUACUAA
This is a messenger RNA of Larimichthys crocea (large yellow croaker), 4970 nucleotides long. RefSeq names its product immunoglobulin like and fibronectin type III domain containing 1, tandem duplicate 1 (gene igfn1.1). The coding region runs from base 227 to 4696 and encodes 1489 amino acids. Lineage: Eukaryota; Metazoa; Chordata; Actinopteri; Sciaenidae. The record is from RefSeq and is a predicted model, not a curated record. The transcript has 25 exons. Gene Ontology annotation, molecular function: protein binding. Gene Ontology annotation, biological process: sarcomere organization. Gene Ontology annotation, cellular component: M band.